Varanus komodoensis (Komodo dragon) is the source of this 3990-nucleotide messenger RNA. It is a transcript of the gene RFC1, whose product is annotated as replication factor C subunit 1. Bases 150 to 3566 code for a protein of 1138 amino acids. Gene Ontology annotation, cellular component: DNA replication factor C complex; nucleus. Gene Ontology annotation, biological process: DNA replication; DNA repair. Gene Ontology annotation, molecular function: DNA clamp unloader activity; ATP hydrolysis activity; DNA binding. The record is from RefSeq and is a predicted model, not a curated record. NCBI's taxonomy places the organism in Eukaryota, Metazoa, Chordata, Lepidosauria, Squamata, Varanidae. The transcript is spliced from 25 exons.
GCGACCCGCCCUGCGUUUGUUGUUGGCGCGAAGUUAGCAGGGAGGAGGGCGGCGGGGAUGGAACUCGGGUCCUUUGAGCUACCGCCGCGGCCGCCAACGGCAUAAACCGACGUCUUGGGAAGCGUUCCGGCCGCCGGCCGAGCACGAGCAUGGAUAUCCGCAAAUUCUUUGGUGUUGUAAGUUCUGGAAAGAAACAUGAGUCUGACACUGCCAAAAAAAAUGAAAUCCCCCCAAAUAAGGAUGGAACUUCAGACAAGAAGUCAAAAAUGAAGGAAAUCAAGAUGAAGAACUCAUCUUGUGAAGGAGAUUCUAAACAAAAGCAGGUGAACAAGAAAAAGAGAAUAAUCUAUGAUUCAGAUUCUGAAGAGGAGAUGCAAUUGGCAAAAAAAUGUAAGAAGCCUCCAGAUAGAAAACAAUCUUCCAACUUCAAUAAGGCCUCAAAGAAGGACCCUGUUGUUUAUGUUUCAGAGACAGAUGAAGAUGAUGAUUUCAUUAGUAAAAAAACUUCCCAAAAGCCCAAGGAGAAUGGGAGAUCUGCAAGCAUUCCCCUUGUAACAACUGGAGCACCCAAAGCAAACCACAAACCUAAAAUAAAAAAUAAACCCUUAUCUCCUGCAAAACUGACACCAAUCUCUGUAACUGAUUACUUUGGAACUGGUAGUAUCCAUAGAUCAGAGAAGAAGUUGGUGUCGAGUAAACGAAAAGAGCGUUCACAAAGCAAGGACUCAACACUAAAUGAUGAGGCUAUUGCCAAGCAACUACAGCUUGAAGAGAAUGUAGAGAUGGAGAGACAGUUACAUGAAGAUGAAGAAUUUGCCAGAACUCUGGCCAUGUUGGAUGAGACACCAAAAAAGAAAAAGCCUCGAAAAGAACCUGAAGAGAAGCAGAUAGCUUCAGUGGACAAAAUUAGUACAGAUGAAGCAGAAAAGAAUAAGCAAUCUCACAAAGUGAAACCUGCCAGUUCAUGUUUUGAUGCAAAACCUCAUUCUGCAAAUGAUAAAAUUAAUCUGGAAGCUCAUACGGAGUCUUCUGUCAGUACAGAAAGGAAGGAUUUGGUAAAUAAGAUUAUGUCAUCAAAGGUUAGCUCCAAGUUGGCAGUGCUAAAACAAAAAGCAGACAGUAUUAAAAUAGAAAAUGGGACUCCAGAAGAAGAGAGUAUCAAAAAAGAAAGUGUGACUCCAAAAGGAAAAGCACCUACAAAGGAGAAGGUCUCUCCCCAAACAUCUAAGUCUGUAAGUCCUGAAGAUUCUGAAAAGAAGCGAACCAAUUAUCAGGCUUAUAGAAGCUUCCUCAAUCGAGAAGGUCCCAAAGCACUUGGCUCUAAAGACAUACCACAAGGUGGUGAAAAUUGCUUGGAAGGUAUGACAUUUGUGAUCACAGGUGUCCUGGAAUCUAUUGAACGUGAUGAGGCUAAGUCUGUAAUUGAGCGCUAUGGAGGGAAGGUAACUGGUAAUGUCAGCAAGAAGACGAGCUACCUUAUUAAGGGUCGAGACUGUGGUAUGUCCAAGUGUGAAAAGGCAUCAGCAUUAGGGACAAAAAUUAUUGAUGAAGAUGGCUUAUUUGAUCUGAUUCGGAAUAUGCCAGCCAAGAAAUCCAAGUAUGAAAUAGCAGCUGAAGCAGAGGCAAAGAAAAUGAAAUCCAAGUGGGAGAAGACCCCACAAAAAGCUGCAACAGAGAAAACAAAAAAUAGCCCUCUGAAGAAAGAGAGUGAACCCAAAAAGAAAAAAUCUGCUCUUGAAAAAGAAUUUACCCCUAAAUCCAGCAAUAAGGAAAUUGUGGAAACAAGGAGGGGUCUGAACUUUGACCAGAAAAGUCUGGAGAAAAAGCAUGUUCCAAAAGAUGCUGAGAGCCCAAUUCAAGAAAAAAGUGAAGGUGGAGCAGAGACAUUAUUAUGGGUGGACAAAUACAAGCCCACAUCCCUUAAAACAAUAAUUGGACAACAAGGUGACCAGAGCUGUGCCAAUAAACUCUUGCGUUGGCUUCGAAACUGGCAUACAAAUACUACAGAGGACAAAAAUGUAAAAUCGAAUAAAUUUGGAAAGAAAGAUGAAGGUGGUAGUUGGAAAGCUGCUUUACUCUCUGGUCCCCCAGGGAUUGGUAAAACAACCACAGCUACAUUAGUUUGUGAGGAACUGGGUUUGAGCUAUGUGGAAUUAAAUGCCAGUGACACUCGCAGCAAGAACAGCCUGAAGGAAAUAGUUGCAGAAUCGUUGAAUAACACCAACAUUAAAGGAUUCUGUUCAGGUACAUCAUCGUCAGUCAGUACAAAACAUGUCCUGAUUAUGGAUGAGGUGGAUGGAAUGGCUGGCAAUGAGGACAGAGGAGGUAUACAGGAACUGAUUGACCUGAUCAAACACACAAAGGUUCCAAUAAUUUGCAUGUGUAAUGAUCGGAACCACACAAAGAUCCGUUCCCUCGCCCAUUACUGUUUUGACCUCCGCUUUCAAAGACCACGUGUGGAACAGAUUAAGGGCGCUAUGAUGUCCAUCGUCUUUAAAGAAGGGUUAAAGAUUCCACCACCAGCAAUGAAUGAAAUCAUCUUGGCAGCUAAUCAGGAUAUCAGACAAGUUUUACAUAAUCUUAGCAUGUGGUGUGCAGGAAACAAAAGCCUGACUUAUGAUGGUGUGAAAGAGGAUGCCCACAAAGCAAAAAAGGAUAUCAAGCUGGGCCCUUUUGAUGUUGUCAGAAAGGUUUUUGCUACAGGUGAGGAGACCUCUCAUAUGUCCCUUAUUGACAAAGCAGACCUGUUCUUCCACGAUUACUCUCUAGCACCGCUCUUUGUCCAGGAGAACUACAUACAUGUGAAGCCAGUUGCUGCCGGGAACAAUAUGAAGAAACAUCUGAUGUUGCUUAGCAAAGCAGCUGACAGUAUAUGUGAUGGUGACUUAGUUGAUCAGCAGAUCCGCAGUCGACAAAACUGGAGCCUUUUACCCACACAGGCCAUUUAUUCAAGUGUUCUUCCUGGGGAGCUAAUGAGAGGCUACAUGAGCCAAUUUCCAAACUUUCCAAGCUGGCUGGGAAAAUUUUCAUCAACAGGAAAGCACGACCGCAUCAUUCAAGAGUUAUCAAUGCACAUGAGUCUCAGGACACAUGCAAGCAAGAGAGCAAUAAAUCUUGAAUAUUUGCCAUACAUAAGAGAUGCAAUUGUGAGACCUUUGAGCCACUUGGGAACAGAAGGAGUACAGGAUACUAUAGCAUUCAUGGAUUCUUAUUGCUUGAUGAAGGAAGAUGUUGAAAACAUAAUGGAAAUAACCAGUUGGGGAGGCAAGCCUAGUGCAUUCUCUAAAGUAGAUUCCAAAGUUAAAUCAGCUUUCACACGAACCUAUAACAAGGAGGUGCAUCUUACACCAUAUUCACUGCAAAUAAUACAGAAGGCAAAGUGGCGAGCGGGGUCUGUUGCGGAUGGCGAACUGGAUGAAGGCGCUGAAGCUGAUGAAUUCCAAUCUGAGAAGGAGCAAGAAGGUGUUGAAAAUGAUGCAAUGAUUAAGAAAACGUCUGCUAAGCAACCCACCUCAGAAAGAACAGAAGAGAAGAAAAAGGGCAAAGCAAAGAAAAAGUCUAAGUGAAUUGUACAGUGCUAAAAAUGACCAGCUAUGCAAACUGGACAGUAUUUUUUUUUAAUACUGGGCUGUGGAUAAAACUAAUGUGCUGACAAAGCGCUUGCUUAUUGGUGAUAUGACUGCUUUGUUUUAUUGCCAGUGCACAAAAAUGAAAACAUGUAAUAUACUGACAAAACGUAAAUGAGACUAACCAGAGACUCUAAUUUCUGAUUAGUGUAAAUAUACUAAGAGGCUUAGCAGCAUCUGGGAAAGAGCACUGAUCUCUCGCGUAUAGUUAAUAUUUCAUCUUUACAGAGCGCCUGAUAUUUUUUUAAGGUAACCAUUAUGUCAUGUAUAUAGUAUGUAAUGAACAAACUGGAUAUUUCUUUUGUACAUGAGAGUGCAGCAAUAUGUAAAAGUUGCAAUAAAACUAGUUUCCUAUUUUAACCAA